Messenger RNA from Eriocheir sinensis (Chinese mitten crab), 1751 nucleotides. RefSeq lists its product as uncharacterized. Bases 141 to 1295 code for a protein of 384 amino acids. The transcript is spliced from 10 exons. Lineage: Eukaryota; Metazoa; Arthropoda; Malacostraca; Decapoda; Varunidae. The record is from RefSeq and is a predicted model, not a curated record. Gene Ontology annotation, molecular function: FMN binding; oxidoreductase activity.
GAGGUGGUGGUGAUGGUGAGUGGCAGAAGCCAGGGAAGCACAAGUUGGAACACAGCUGUGCCCAAGGUCAAAAAGGUUAUCAGCUAGCAAAAUAUUCCUCAUCACAACCCAUCAAGCUAUUGUUGCUGCUGCUGGUGCUGAUGGCAAGUCUGAGCCACUCAACUACAGCCACCAGUAUGAGCAGUAAGAACGGACAACCACUGGUGGGUGUGGAAGACUACCAAAGGGAGGCAUUCCGUCGCCUGCCCAAAAAUGCUCUAGAUUACUACCGAUCCGGCGCCCUCGACCAGGAGACUCUACAGGAAAACAAGGAUGCCAUGAUGAGGUGGUACAUUCGACCCCGGUUCCUCCGGGAUGUGUCAAAGCGCAGUAUGGCAACCACCCUGCUGGGCCACAAGGUUGCUGUGCCCUUUGGUGUGGCCCCGACAGCCAUGCAGCGAAUGGCUCACCCUGAAGGGGAGGUGGCCACGGCAAAGGCUGCCGGGAAGGUGGGAGCUCCCUUCACCCUGAGCACCAUUGCCACAUCCAGCAUCGAGGAGGUGGCCGAGGGUGCACCCAACACACUGCGCUUCUUCCAACUCUAUAUUUACAGGGACAGAGAGGUCACAGCUUCCCUGGUGAGGCGUGCCGAGGCUGCUGGCUUCUCAGUGCUGGUCCUCACUGUGGACGCACCAUCAUUUGGCAUCCGCCGUGCCGACAUCAGAAACAGAUUUGUUCUUCCCCCUCAUCUUAGGAUGGCCAACUUUCAAGGCAAAGAUGAGUUCAGCCGUAUCAACACAUCAGCGGGCGGCUCAGGCAUCAACGAGUACGUGGCCUCGCUCUUUGACCCAAGCCUCACCUGGCAAGAUGUGGCCUGGCUUAAAAGCAUCUCCCGGUUGCCCCUAGUGCUAAAGGGCAUCCUGACAGCAGAGGAUGCCAAGCUGGGCGUGGAGGCGGGUGCUGCAGCCAUAUGGGUGUCGAACCAUGGCGCACGGCAAGUGGAUGGUGUCCCCCCAACGAUGGAAGCCCUGCCUGAGGUGGUGAAGGCUGUGGGUGACCGCUGUGAGGUGUACGUGGACGGGGGCUUCUCUCAGGGAGGACACAUCUUCAAGGCCCUGGCUCUUGGGGCCAAGAUGGUAUUCAUGGGGCGCCCCCUGAUAUGGGGACUAGCCUGUGGGGGCGAGGAGGGGGCAGAGGCUGUGCUGAACACCCUCAAGGCAGAACUGGACUCUGUCAUGGCACUGUCAGGAUGUGCCACAAUAAAGGACAUCACCCAGGACAUGGUGGUGCGACGAGAGACCUACUCCAGGCUCUGAGUGACCUCGCCGACACUACCAAGCCAGCUACUGUCCAUAUCCCACAGUCCUUUCCCUCUCCUAAAAAUACUCUUCUGUUAAAUGGCAGCAAUAAGGGUGAAUUUCUUCCCUCAUCUAUUAAUAGUUCCUGUCCAGUUUUCAUUGGUAUAUAUAUUUAUUUUUUGUGAAGUAUCAAUAAAGUUCAAAUAUAUGUAAAGUACAACUGCACUGUAACCCCAAUGCAUCUUAACUAUUGGCAAUUUAUAUUCUUAAUAAUGAGGAAUGUUUAACUUUCAAUAAAUAUUCAAUUACAAUAGGAAAAACAUACUUGUACAUUGCACAAAUGGGUAUCAUCAUAUGUUUGUUGCUUGGUUAUAAGGAAGGUCUUUUAAAUAGCACAAAUAUUUCGCUUUCAAUAAACAUCAAACAGAACCAGAAAAAGAUGCAUAUUACUCCCAUAUGAAUGUAAUCCUUCUC